AUGGAGACAGCCACAGGUCCAGAGGGGACCCCAGGAUCCGCACUGAAGGUGAAAGAAGCCAGCCCAGCUGAUGCCGAACCAUCCCAGGCUUCACCUCGACUUGGAUCGGGCAGUGCCAUUCCCCAGCUCCCAUCCCCUGUCGAAGAGCACCCCAAGAUCUGGCUCCCCCGGGCCCUGAGGCAGACCUACAUCAGGAAGGUUGGAGACACAGUGAACCUACUGAUUCCAUUCCAGGGCAAACCCAAACCGCGAGCCACCUGGACACAUAACGGCUAUGCCUUGGAUGCCAGUCGCGUGAGCGUGCGGACCGGCGAGCGGGACUCCAUCCUCUUCAUCCGAGAGGCGCAGCGGGCCGACUCUGGACGCUAUCAGCUCAGUGUGCAGCUGGGCGAGCUGCAGGCCACGGCCACCAUUGACAUCCUGGUCAUCGAGAGGCCAGGCCCUCCUCAGAGUAUCAGGUUGGUGGACGUUUGGGGCUCCAACGCUACCUUGGAGUGGACACCUCCCGGAGACACUGGCAAUGCAGCGCUUCUGGGGUACACGGUGCAGAAGGCUGAUACGAAAUCUGGGCUGUGGUUCACGGUGCUGGAGGGCUGCCACCGCACUAGCUGCAUUGUGUCCAACCUCAUCGUCGGCAAUUCCUACGUCUUUCGUGUCUUUGCGGAGAACCAGUGUGGGCUCAGCGACACGGCCCCCGUCACAGCUGACCUGGCCCACAUCCAGAAAGCAGUGACUGUGUGCAAGACCGAAGGGUUUGCCCUGCGAGAUUUCUCUGAAGCGCCAUGGUUCACGCACCCUCUGGCCGACUGCACGGCCGUCUCUGGCUACGACACCCGGCUCUUCUGCUGUGUCCGCGCCUCUCCCAAGCCGAAGAUCAUCUGGCUGAAGAACAAGGUAGAUAUUCAAGGCAACCCCAAGUACAGAGCCCUCAUGGAGCUGGGAAUCUGCUCCCUAGAAAUCCGCAAGCCUAGCCCCCUGGACGGGGGUAUCUACACCUGCAAGGCAGUUAACCCCCUGGGAGAGGCGUCUGUGGACUGUCGGGUGGAUGUGAAAGGAAGCCUCAUGGUGGCGAAUGGUGUUCUCACAGGACUCCAGUGCAGCAUCUGGUUUGGACUAAUCUAA
This is a messenger RNA of Condylura cristata (star-nosed mole), 1122 nucleotides long. It is a transcript of the gene MYBPHL, whose product is annotated as myosin binding protein H-like. NCBI's taxonomy places the organism in Eukaryota, Metazoa, Chordata, Mammalia, Eulipotyphla, Talpidae. Gene Ontology annotation, molecular function: protein binding. Bases 1 to 1122 code for a protein of 373 amino acids. The transcript is spliced from 8 exons. The record is from RefSeq and is a predicted model, not a curated record.